Elaeis guineensis (African oil palm) is the source of this 1142-nucleotide messenger RNA. The record is from RefSeq and is a predicted model, not a curated record. NCBI's taxonomy places the organism in Eukaryota, Viridiplantae, Streptophyta, Magnoliopsida, Arecales, Arecaceae.
AUGGCAGAACUAUGCAAGAAUAUCCGGGAGUUGAAAUCUAUUCUUUAUGGCAACAGUGAAGCAGAACCAGUUUCUGAAGCUUGUGCACAGUUGACUCAAGAGUUUUUUCAAGGAAACACCUUACGUCUGCUAAUUAUUUGUCUCCCAAAAUUGAACCUAGAGGCUCGGAAAGAUGCUACUCAAGUUGUUGCAAAUUUGCAAAGGCAGCAAGUUCAUUCACGGUUGAUUGCUUCUGAUUAUUUGGAAGCAAACAAAGAUCUUUUGGAUCUUUUAGUAUCUGGUUAUGAGAACAUGGACAUUGCUUUACACUAUGGUGCUAUGCUGAGGGAGUGUAUUCGUCAUCAAAGUAUAGCAAGGUAUGUUUUAGAGUCUGAGCACAUGAAGAAGUUUUUUAAUUAUAUACAGCUUCCGAAUUUUGACAUAGCAUCAGAUGCCUCUGCAACUUUUAAGGAGCUUUUGACAAGGCAUAAAUCAACUGUUGCUGAAUUUCUUUCUAAAAAUUAUGACUGGUUUUUCAAUGAAUUUAACUCAAAGCUUCUGGAGUCUCCCAAUUACAUAACUAGAAGGCAAGCUAUCAAGCUUUUGGGAGACAUGUUACUGGAUCGAUCAAAUUCUGCAGUUAUGAUGCGCUAUGUUAGCUCAAAGGACAAUCUUAUGAUUCUAAUGAAUCUUCUCAGGGAAUCAAGUAAGAAUAUCCAAAUAGAGGCAUUCCAUGUAUUCAAGCUAUUUGCUGCUAAUCAAAAUAAGCCCCAGGAGAUAGUAAGCAUACUCGUCACAAACAGGAACAAGCUUCUUCGGCUUCUAGGUGAUUUUAAGACAGACAAAGAGGAUGAACAGUUUGAUGCGGACAAAUCUCAAGUCAUCAAAGAGAUAGCAGCCCUGUAACUACAAGAGUUCUCCUGCAUGGUCAUGUCCGUCAUAUUAUUUUUUAUUAUGUAAUUGUCAAUGUAGAAGAUGGAAUCACCCUGUUCUGUGGUCUCUGGCAUGGUAUGCUCAGACCAUUGUAUUGUAUCUAUAGAAAAAAAAAUAAUACUCGUGAACAUCAAUCAGCAAGACGAGGAUGUUUUUUUUUUCUUUGCCUUGUAAUAAAUUUAUACAUAAUUUUAAUUAUAUACCUAUUAGAAUGUUCUUUCCUUCACAAU